This is a messenger RNA of Adineta steineri, 1002 nucleotides long. NCBI's taxonomy places the organism in Eukaryota, Metazoa, Rotifera, Eurotatoria, Adinetida, Adinetidae. The record is from the annotation of a GenBank genome assembly.
AUGCAAUCGACUAAAAAUCAAACAAGCAAUUUUUCGAAUAUUAUAACAUCUAUGGUUAUUAUACGUUGGAUUUUAACGUUAGGACAAAAAUUAUAUUAUAUCUGGUUCUAUAUAAAUACAUGUUUAGUUAAAACUAUGCAAAAGAAUAUUUCACCUGCUCUGGGAGCAAUAUUUGGGAUGGUUUUUUUAGAAGGACAUACGAUGUGUAAAGCUGUAUGGUAUACUUUUAAAAAAUAUCGUAAUGAUCCAAAAUUUUAUGGUUUCAAUCAAUGGGAUGAAGAAUAUAGUUGUCAUCGUCCUGUUUUAUUAUUACAUGGUGCAGUUGGAUCAUGGUCAUAUCUUGGUGAUUUAGCAAUUACAUUAAAAAAUGCUAAUAUUCCUGUAUUUGUUAUAGAUCUCGGUUUUGGUUUACCUCGGGAAGAAAUGCGUGAGAAAAUUUUCAAUAAAAUCGACGAAAUAAGAAAACUAUAUUCUGAUUCGAAUAAAAAAUCUGCUGACAACUCUAAAUCUGAUCAAAAUAAAAUAAAUACCUUCGUUAUUAUACACAAAAGAGCUCCAAAAUUGAGAUUAAGAAGAAUAACUGAGGAAAGUGACAUUGGCUCAUUUGAAAAGAAUUCGAAUACCAUCCCGUUGAUCGAUAUUAUUGCACAUUCCGAUGGAGGAAAUCUUGCUUUAUACAGUGCUUUUACUCAAGACUGUUCAUAUAUUGAUGGAGAUGGUAAUUUGAAAUUUCGAACAGUACCACAAGCAAAUCCAUUUAUUGGAAAAAUAAUAACUGUUGCUCUUCCUUCAAAUCAUACAGAAACAAAUUCUAUACGUGAUAUUAAUAAAAUUAAUGAUUUAUUUAAUAUUAAUGCUACAUUUGACGCACUUAUGGCUAAUAAAAAAUGUGCUUUACUAGAAGAACUUCCGUCACAUGUUGAAUAUGUUGAUGCUGGACAUAUUGGAAUCGUAUUUAAUCAUACAACUUACACUCGAAUUCUACAGUUUUUACUUAAAUAA